ACUACGUCUAUUCUCAGUCUAAAAAUGGCUGCCCCCAUGUAGGCAUGAAAUAUGUAUGAAUGUUGUCUGUUGUGAUUUAGUGCCCACAAUGACACAAGUACCUAGCUGGGAUAAAGUACUCAAGCUGCUGAAGAAGACACAAUACCUUUAUGGACCAGGAUUGUCUCAGUUACGAGAAAAUGUCCGGAAGAUGUGGCUUGACAGGAUGGUAACGAAAGCAGAAUCCUCCUUUCUUAUUGAUGUACCGGCAGAUCCCCUGGAGUACUACCCACAGUUGUUAGCAUUGCGGAAUGAACAUAUUCCUUUCUCUAUAGCACAUGUAUGCUCUCGUACUGCUGAUCUCAGUUCUCAGUCAGAACAUCUGAAACCUCUCUGGAAUUUUGGACCAGAGACGUGUUUCACAUUUCUACAUUUCUGUCCUCAAGCAUCUGUAAACACAACAUAUGAUCAACUCGUUAAUGUUCGAUUUUCUUGGUGGAAACAGUUAUCCUACAACUCCUCAGAUUUCACUCUGUCUAACAUGGAAGAGAACAGCGCCGUAUUGUCAGGUAGACGUAUACAGUACAAGUUUCCAUGGGGUUUAGAAACUGUAGAGACAAUCUGCAACCUGGGAGAUGAACAUCUAAAAAAACUGCAGCAGAAGACAAAAUCAAAUUGUCAGUAUAGUCAAGGAAAGAAGUGUAUUUAUCCAAGCCAGAUACAGUGUGACAUGACAUUAGAGAUGGCCACUGCCCUCUUCCUUAAAGAUGCUUAUGUAGAAAAGUCAGUGAAGGGAAAUGAGGUUAAACAGGUACUUCAUUUAAGUCCAGUACUGGCCCCGUUUAAAGUGGCUGUAUGUAGACAAGGUGAGAGGCAUGAGGAGAUCAGUGAGGUAACCACAUACAUUGCCAGCAUGCUGAGGAAACAUGGCCAUCAAAUACUUGACACUUGCCAUACAAAAAAUCAUUUAAACAUGCAGUUAAACAGAUUUGAUGAAAUGGGAGUUCCUUUUACAGUGAUAGUGAGUGACUCAACAAUAGAAACAGGAACUGUUCAGAUCAGAAACAGAGAUACUGGAAUACAGGAAACGCUUGCCAUUGGGGAUCUCCCUCUGUAUGUGACUAAACAUGUGACAUAUCAGGCUGCUAGUUAAUUUAGCAGUAGAUACGUAGAUGGAGUUCAGGAUCUGACAGGGACAGUUACAGUAUUGAUUACAGCAGCAGUGUUCAUAUAGCAGCAGCAUAAGUUCAGUGAAUUAAAAGAAAGUGACAACAAUGUUAUAGAACAAACAGAAUGGAAUAAGUACUUGGAUGCAAUAAGUCAUAUGCUAUUACAGUUAAUAUUGCAUAUAGGGCAAGGAUAAAGAUAAGGCUUGCUAGAGUUCAGUGACAAGUGUGACUGUUAAACAUACUUCUUAGAAAGGUACCACGAUUACCUUCAGGACAGCUUACCGGUACCUGUAUAUAUAGUAGCAGACAUUAAUAUUGGACAGACAUUGUAGAGUUUAAUGGUGAACAGUGAAUUAUCACAGGCAGAAAAGCUUUCUCAGGAAACUGAGGAUGUAAAGCUUGAUAUAAUAAACAGUGAAAUCAUCAAGACAGAAAAGCUUUGGAAACACAGAUCUUAUAAAGCUUAAUGUAAUAAACAGUGAAAUCAUCAAGACAGAAAAGCUUUAGAAACACAGAUCUUAUAAAGCUUAAUGUAAUAAACAGUGAAAUCAUCAAGACAGAAAAGCUUUAGGAACACAGAUCUUAUAAAGCUUAAUAUAAUAAACAGUGAAAUCAUCAAGACAGAAAAGCUUUAGGAACACAGAUCUUAUAAAGCUUCAUAUAAUAAACAGUGAAAUCAUCAAGACAGAAAAGCUUCAGAAACACAGUUCUUAUAAAGCUUCAUAUAAUAAACAGUGAAAUCUUCAAGACAGAAAAUCUUCAGAAACACAGUUCUUAUAAAGCUUCAUAUAAUAAACAGUGAAAUCAUCAAGACAGAAAAACUUCAGAAACACAGUUCUUAUAAAUCUUAAUAUAAUAAACAGUGAAAUCAUCAAGACAGAAAAUAUUCAGAAACACAGUUCUUAUAAAUCUUCAUAUAAUAAACAGUGAAAUCAUCAAGACAGAAAAUAUUCAGAAACACAGUUCUUAUAAAGCUUCAUAUAAUAAACAGUGAAAUCAUCAAGACAGAAAAGCUUUAGGAACACAGAUCUUAUAAAUCUUAAUAUGAUAAACAGUGAAAUCAUCAAGACAGAAAAACUUUAGGAACACAGAUCUUAUAAAGCUUCAUAUAAUAAAGAGUGAAUAGUAGCAUUAUCACAAAAUAUUACUAGCCCAGAAGAUUUCCUUUAGUAAACCUGUAGAAAUAUCUUUAAACCAUGUCUUCUCAGGAAACACUUGAUAGAUCUUCAUAAGAUUUGGUUCAUAGCAUCAUUGUAUUGCCCUCUCUUAAUUUUUGAUCAAAUAGUCCCUUUUAGGGGCUGCUAAAACUAAAAAUAGAAAUACAUUUAAACAACUUUUUCUCAUAAUCUGUUUGAUGGAUCUUCAUCAGACUAGGUCUGUAGCAUCACUGUAAGCUCCUCUCUCAAAUUUGUUCAAAUAUGGGCACUUGGUCCCUUUUAGGGGCCACUAGAGGUAAAAAUAGAAACACCUUUAAACAGUUUCUUCCUAUGAAUCAUGUGAUUCUCUUCAUCAUAUUUGGUCUGUAGCAUCACUGUAAGGUCCUGUCUUAAAUUUGUUUAAAUAGGGGCAGUUGGCCCAUUUAGGGUCCACUUGAGCUGAAAAAAAUUAUAAUGACUUCUUCUCAUGAACAGCAUGAUGGAUCUUUACCAAUAUUGGUCUUUAGAAUCAUUUUAAGGUCUCUCAAAUUUGUUCAAUAGGGGCCCACCUGAGCUAAAAAUAGAAAUACCUUUAUAAACAACUCUCCAGUACGACUUGAUGGAUCUUCAUCAGACUUUGUUUAUAGCAUCAGUGUAAGGUCCUUUCUCAAAUUUGUUCAAAUGGGGGCACUUGACACUUUUAAGGGGCAGCUAGACCUAAAAAUAUAAUACCUUUAUACAACUUCUCCUUAUGAACAGCUUGAUAGAACUUCUUCAAACUUAGUCUGUUAGGACGAUUGGUUGUAAGGUCGUCUCUCAAGUUUAUUGAAAUGAGGGCACUUGACCUGUUUGGGGCCACUAGAGCUGAAAGUUAGAUGUUAACUUAAAAAACAUUUAAACAACAGCUUGAUAGAGCCACAUCAGAUUUGGUCUGUUGAAUCAUUGUCAGGUCCUCUCCCAAUUUUGUUCCCAUUUAGAGGUAAACAUAUAAAAAAUCUUUAAAUAACUUUUUCUCAUGAACUACUUGAUAAAUCUUCAUCAAGCUUGGCCUGUAACAUGAUUGUUAUGCUCUGUCCCAAUUGUUUUUCACAUUUGGUCCAUGAAAAACAUUUGGGUGAAGUGUUAGAGAAAAGUAUCAAGAAUGUCUGGCAAAUGCUUUAUGGUGUGGAAAGAACCUAUUUUUAUGUCAUCAACAUUUUUUAAUCAGGUUUUUAAAACAAAACAACUGGUUAUUAGAUUGUAAAAUGUCGUUGUCCGGGCGGCGGGCAGGCAGGCAGCGUCAACUUUUGGUUUCCACUCAAUAACUCGAGCUAGGAGUGAGCAAUUCAAAUGAAACUUGGUAUAUAGGUGGCUUGCAGAAAGACAAAGUUUGGGAUUGCAUAUGAGGUCACUAGGUUCAAGGUCACUGUUGCUAGAAAUAGAAAAAAAAUGGUUUCUGCUCAAUAACUAAUUUGCAUUGAUGUAUUGAAAUUAAACUUGGCCUGUAGGUAGCUUAUAGAAAAAUCAAGGUUGGGAUUGUAUAUGGUGGGGGAGGGUCAAGUGCAAGGUCAGCAUAACUUAAUUAAUCUUCGCACUUAGAAAAUUCCACGGUGGCGCAGUGGUCUAGAGUGUUGGGCCAAAAGCUACUUUUUGGUCUGUGGAACGGACGGAAGGGUGUCAGUUCAAAUCUCACUGAGAUCCAAAGAAUUUUUUUUAUGUGAUAAAAAGGUCAUUUUAAUGCCAUUGGGUUAAGGUCACAGUUACUAAAAUAAAAUUUCUUUCUCAAUGUGAUCAUCAAAAAGGUGGUUUCUGCUUUAUAAUUUUAGUUUGGACUUACUUUCUGCCACCAAACUUUGUGUACAGCAAGCUUAUCUCAAGAAGCUUUGGAUGGUAUUUGUGGUCACUGUUACUAAAAAAGAAGAAUGGCUUCCACUCAGUAUCUUUAGUUUGGGUACACUUAUUAAUUAAUUGUCAGUAUACUUGGUGUGUAGAUAGCUUUUAUCAAACACAAAGGUUGGGUAUGUAUUUGGGGUCACUUGGGUCAGGGUCAAGGUCAGUGUAAUUAAAAUAGAUAUGGGGUCAUAGUUGAAAUAAAAAGAGAUUUUUGUGCUGUGGAUUGGAAGGGUGUCGGUUCAAAUCCCACCGAGAUCCAAUUUUUUCUCCUUGUUUUUAUUUUAUAAAAAGAUCAUUUUAAUUUCAUUGGGUAACUCAAAAUAGAAAAAUGUGGCCAUAGUUAAAAUAAAAAAUAGAUUUUUUUUUCACUUUGAUCAUCAAAAAGCUGGUUUUGAGUUUAUAACUUUAAUUUUAAAACUGGCUUUGGAUUGUAUUUUGAGUCACUGUUACUAAAAAUAGAAAAAUGGUUUAUGCUCAAUAUCUUUAGUUUGGGUACACCUAUUGUCAGCAAACUUUUUGUUUGGUAGCCUUUAUCAAAGAAUCAUAAGUUACAUAGGGCAAUGACACAUGUACUUUUCUCAUACCUGUACUUUUGAAUGGCAUGAUUGGAUGCAGUCAGAUAUGUAUAAUAGAACAUGACCAUUUUCUAAACAGAACCUGUUGGCGUGAUACAAAGUUUGAAAACCUGGUUUUCGUGGAAUUUCCACGUUUCUUGUUAUUUUAUUAAAAUCUGCCAAGUAGUAAGAAAAUAUAUGCAAAAAUGUUACUAGAAUCAAGGGAUUUUCCCCUUUGUGUUGUCCAUCCUGUGGAUUAUGCUACGACAUACUGGUUGUGUCUUAUGUCCUAAAUGCUUCUACCCAGUCCACUUGUGCAAUACAUUUCAUGUGUGCAUAAUUCAGUGUUUGUCUGUUUAAUUUAAACAGGAGUUAGCAUGGACGUUGUUUCUUUUAAAUACUGGAAAUUGUUAUGUUACAGAUGUCAUGAAAAAAGAUGCAUAAUAAAAAUGACCAAAAGAAAAUACAUGUAUACUGUGCACAUAAAAUAAAGAUAAAUUUGAUCACUUCUCAUUGGUCUCUUUCCACAACAGAAAUAACUUUUCACGGAAUACCGGGGUAGUUUUGAAAAUGCAAGGAGAUAGGUCAUUUUCUAUAAUAAUAUUAUAAAGCACAAUUUUUUUUUUAUUUAUUCUGUGUUAUGUUUUUAUACGAGUGAUCUCUGUUAUUUACCUAUACAACCUUACUUCUGCAUCAUCAAAUAUAUGUAGCAGUCAAUCAUUGCAAUUUAAUCAUGACAGUGAUUGCCUAUAGCCAGUAUAAUAUAUUUUUACUUUACUAUUAAUGUAGACCGGAAUAUAUUUCAAUUAUUGCUAAAUAAAGGAUGUUUGUUUGUUUCA
Molecule: messenger RNA, 5549 nt
Organism: Mercenaria mercenaria
Lineage: Eukaryota; Metazoa; Mollusca; Bivalvia; Venerida; Veneridae
Product: DNA polymerase subunit gamma-2, mitochondrial-like
Exons: 10
Coding region: 56-1132 (358 amino acids)
Biological process (GO): mitochondrial DNA replication
Cellular component (GO): cytoplasm; mitochondrion
Source: RefSeq, a predicted model, not a curated record